Condylura cristata (star-nosed mole) is the source of this 996-nucleotide messenger RNA. It is a transcript of the gene MEX3B, whose product is annotated as mex-3 RNA binding family member B. The annotation marks the transcript as partial. The transcript has 2 exons. The record is from RefSeq and is a predicted model, not a curated record. Lineage: Eukaryota; Metazoa; Chordata; Mammalia; Eulipotyphla; Talpidae. Gene Ontology annotation, molecular function: RNA binding.
GUCGCGGCGCCGGCCCGGGAUAAUGGGCGUGUCUCUCUCUCCCCAACUCCCUGCCCUGCACCCCGGCUCCCAGGUUGUAAAAUCAAAGCGCUGCGGGCGAAGACCAACACUUACAUCAAGACCCCGGUCCGCGGGGAGGAGCCUGUCUUUGUUGUGACGGGCAGGAAGGAGGAUGUGGCCAUGGCUCGCAGGGAGAUCAUCUCCGCGGCCGAGCACUUCUCCCUGAUCCGCGCCUCCCGCAACAAGAACGCGGCGCUCAACGGCGCGGCGCCCGGGCCGCCCCACCUGCCCGGCCAGACCACCAUCCAGGUGCGCGUGCCCUACCGCGUGGUGGGGCUCGUGGUGGGGCCCAAGGGCGCCACGAUCAAGCGCAUCCAGCAGCAGACGCACACGUACAUCGUCACGCCCAGCCGCGACAAGGAGCCGGUGUUCGAGGUGACCGGCAUGCCCGAGAACGUGGACCGCGCGCGCGAGGAGAUCGAGGCGCACAUCGCCUUGCGCACCGGCGGCCUCGUCGAGCUCACGGACGACAACGACUUCCACGCCAACGGCACCGACGUGGGCUUCGACCUGCACCACGGGGCGGGCGGGGCGGGCCCGGGCAGCCUCUGGAGCAAGCCCACGCCCAGCAUCGCGCCCACGCCGGGCCGCAGGCCGCUCUCCAGCUACCGCGACGACAGCUCCAGUUCGCUCGGCAGCGCCUGCACGGACUCGCACUUCGGCGGCAGCGCGGCCGCCACCCCGCGCCUGGGGAAUUUGGCCCCCCCAGUUGGGUUUCAGUGUUGCCACGUGAAGCACGUGGGGGAGAGAGGGGCGCCUGGAGGUGGACCUGCCCCUCCGGCUCCCGGGGCUGUUGGCCGCCUGCUGGCCGCUGGGCGGGUCCGGAAGCCGCUGUCCAGCCAGCAGCCCAGUGGCUGCCCGUCACCCACCGUGGGCUACCCGGGCUUGCAGUGCUGCGGGCGCCUUGGGGCAGAGCCGGGGGCAGGGCGCGGGUAG